Molecule: messenger RNA, 1419 nt
Organism: Phyllotreta striolata
Lineage: Eukaryota; Metazoa; Arthropoda; Insecta; Coleoptera; Chrysomelidae
Source: the annotation of a GenBank genome assembly
UUAUAUUUACUUCUUUUGUAUCUAUUAGUCUAAUUUAUAAAUGAAUUUCUGGAUUUUUCUCGCUAAUAAAAUGCUGUGAGUAUUUAUUGUGCAUUUCUGAACGUGAAUAGAUGAGCCAGCUAUGCCAUACAAAUGGUGUUUCGUGCAAUAUUGUCGCAAUACCACGACAAGAACUCCCAGCAAACGAUUUGUUGCCGUUCCAAAAGAUCCAGCGCGAAGGAAAAAGUGGUUUGAAGCAAUCAAAAGAGAGCCCGAAUACGAACGAAGAAAGAACUCUUCCUUAACCUGCUGCGAAGACCACUUCGAUUUUAAAAUCGAUAUGGAAAACUAUUUACGCUACGAAAUGAUGGGGGGUCCGAUAUUAUUGAAAAAAGGUGUGGUACCUCACAUUUUCGAUCGGCCUAAACCUGGUGAUUCCACAGCCAAACAAAGAAAUCUCGAAGAAAGUGUUUACGAGCGACUAUCAACAAAUGGUGUAAUUGAGUCGAAAAUCGAAGUUGGAGAACAGUCAAUUGUUGAUAAUAAUAUUAAGGAAGAAAUUCACAUAAAAAAAGAACUUGAAGAAUUUGAUGUUGAUCCAUUUAAUGUUGAAUUUGCUUUAACUAAUAUUAAGGAAGAAUGUGGUAAUUCAUCAAGUUUAUCAGCUUGUGAAGAUUCCAAUUUAGAAGUAAAGAUAGAAAGUGAAGAACAAAUCGAAGCAGUCAAUGAAAAUACCAACAUUAAUAUAAGUAAUUUUAUCAAUAAAAUCAAAGAAGAAAUAAAAGUAAAAACUGAAGAGACUUCUUCGAAUUCGAACAAUGAAACUGUGAUAAAGGAAGAAAUUGAAGAAACCUCAUCGAAUAAUGAAAAUGAUACUUCUGAAACUUCAACAGAUAAUGAAACUUUAAAGAAACAUCAAAAUAUUCGUAUACGAGGAAUCAAAUAUCUGUGCAAUAUUUGUAAAAAAACUUUCUCUCAGAGUAGUUCUUUAAGUCGCCAUAUGGCGAUUCACGGUACGGAAAAAUAUGAGUGUAAUAUGUGCGAAAAAUCGUUCUCUCUUAUGAGCUAUCUUAAGAGGCAUCGGUUGCACCAUACAGGAGAGGGGAAAUACCAGUGCAAUUACUGCGAAAAAAGGUUUACACAAAGCAGCAGUUUGAAGAACCAUUUAGAAAUCCACGUCGGAGAAAAGAAAUAUCACUGCAAAUUUUGCAAGAAAUCUUUCACGCUGAAGGACUAUAUGAACCGGCAUUUGAUAAUUCACAACAAUGAAGCGAAAUACCGAUGUACUAUUAAAACAAAUUCACCUGCAGAUGUUGGUAAUUUAAAGGGAAAAAUUAAUUACGCGUUCAAAAAAAUACUCCAUAAAUAAUUUUAAACGUCCAUCUUACUUUUUUUUUUAUAUUUUAGUUUAGGUUGAAAAUACAUAUGUUUUUAAAAAAU